Molecule: messenger RNA, 2197 nt
Organism: Trichomycterus rosablanca
Lineage: Eukaryota; Metazoa; Chordata; Actinopteri; Siluriformes; Trichomycteridae
Gene: pofut4
Product: fucosyltransferase 11 (alpha (1,3) fucosyltransferase)
Exons: 3
Coding region: 17-1465 (482 amino acids)
Cellular component (GO): Golgi membrane
Molecular function (GO): alpha-(1->3)-fucosyltransferase activity
Source: RefSeq, a predicted model, not a curated record
UUUGUUUCCUCUGUAGAUGGGUGCAGCAUCUGGGCUUGCACUUUUCUUCUGGCUCCUCCAGCUGUGUUUGCUAUCAUGCAUGUGUCAAGAGCCGACAGACUUUGAUGAGCGGGGUGCGUUCCAGCCCCAGAGUGCCCUCACCGACAUGGAGUUCGUGAGCGUGAGCACCUACCGGGGGCCGGGCAACAAGGACACCCGCAGCAACAAGGAGCUGCCCAUCCUUCUGUGGUGGAGCGCCAACCUGUUUCCACAUUUCCCCGGAGACACCGAGCGUAUAGACUGUGCCCGCUCGAGCUGCCUGGUGACCCGGAACCGAAAAGUCCAACUGCAACGGCGCACGCCGUCGAUCAUCUUCUACGGCACGGAUUUCCGCGCGUACGAGGCACCGCUGCCCCGCCUGCCCCACCAGACGUGGGCGCUCUUCCACGAGGAGUCGCCCAUGAACAACUAUCUGCUGUCUCAUGGGCCCGGGAUCCGCCUGUUUAACUACACAGCUACUUUCCGCAGGGGGUCGGACUACCCGCUCACGCUGCAGUGGCUCCCCACUCUCGAGUACCUGCUCCAGCCUCCGUCUGUCUCUCUGGAGGAGAAGAACCGCUGGAGGAAGAGCGGUCUGGCCCCGGUGCUGUACAUGCAGUCUCACUGCGACGUGCCCUCCGACCGGGACCGCUUCAUCCGAGAGCUCAUGAAGUACAUCCAGGUGGACUCGUACGGGAAGUGUCUCAACAACAAGGCCCUACCCGAAUACCUGGAGGACACCAGCACGGCGACUGGCGAGGAUCCCCGCUUCAUGAGCUUCGUAUCCCGCUACAAGUUCCACCUCGCCUUCGAGAACGGCCUGUGCCCCGACUACAUGACGGAGAAGCUGUGGAGGCCCAUGCACCAGGGCUGCGUUCCCAUCUACAGGGGCUCGUCCUCCGUCUCCGACUGGCUCCCGAACGACCGCUCGGCCGUUCUGGUCCAGGAUUUCGCCUCUCCGCAGGAACUGGCCGAAUUCGUCAAGUCUCUGGAUGAAAACGACGCCGAAUAUUCGCGGUACUUAAAGUACAAAACGCCCAGCAGGGUCACCAACCUGCGCCUGCUGGAGGGUCUUCGGGACAGAGAGUGGGGCGUGAACGACAUGAGCAAACCCAACUACCUGAAUGGCUUCGAGUGUUACGUGUGCGAUCGAGAGAACGAGCGACUGACCGCGGCGAAAAUGCACAAGCGCGACCCUGAGACGUACCCGGCACCUCGACCGAAAAUGGCCGAUAACGCACACAUGGGAUGCCCGCUUCCCAGUCCUGGCUUUGGGACUGUAGAGGAGAUCGAUCCCAAUGAUAGCUGGUUGCAGACAUGGCCGCAGGACUACUGGCAGAGUCUGGACCAGGCGGGAGGUCUGGUGUCACUGAUAGCCCAUAACGAGUCUGACCCUGGACGGCUCUGGCACCACAUGCACAGAAUGGCCGUGAGGAGAGGUCAAUAACACGAGAGGUUUUUUUAGGAGAAGAAUUUUCACAUGAAGGACAAACUUUGGUUGAUCCGCUGCAUUUGGACCGGACGGAGCCACCGGCUGACGGCACUGAACCGCAGUGCGCACUACAAAACUCUCGCAGUCUAGUCAUAAAUCCAAAUUAAAAAUAAAACUCCAUGUGUAACUACAGAAAUAACACAGAAACAGAAAGUCUGAAAGCAAAAAAAGGAUUGACUUGGAUGCAUAAUCAAGGCUGCGUGGGAUCAAACAGAACCAAAAUCCUGUAAAAGUGAAUCCACUUUAUAUUUUAUAUGUUUGCACAGUGAAUGACUUGUUCUAUUGUUUGCAGUAUUAUAAAAUACAAUCUUAUUUAAGGUCUGCAUGUAAAUAGCAUCCAGAUGUGUUUAUCAGUGCAGCUGUACUGAACAGUGGUUUAUAAAUCAUUCAUUUGUCAGGAAGCUCUAGCUGACAUUUAAACAAAAUCUGCUGUUCAAAUAUAGAUUUUUCUCUUACGUGCUGGUAUUUCUAGCAUUUUAAAUAUGCAUGUGUGUACAUUUCAUUUACAAACCUACAAUAGUGUAUAAGAGCUGCUGUCAAAAAAAACUGAGUUUUAAUCUCAAGAAUAAAGACAAAAUGAUUACAAGAAUAAAAUUGAAAUUAGGAGAAUGAAUUCAUAAUGAUUACGAGAAUAAAUUAGAAAUGGUUAGGAGAAUAAAAUAAAAUUAUUAGGAAAAUAAAAUUAAA